This is a messenger RNA of Caenorhabditis briggsae, 501 nucleotides long. The coding region runs from base 1 to 501 and encodes 166 amino acids. The record is from RefSeq and is a predicted model, not a curated record. The transcript has 2 exons. Lineage: Eukaryota; Metazoa; Nematoda; Chromadorea; Rhabditida; Rhabditidae.
AUGUCAGAGUAUUCAGGAUAUUAUAAUGCAAGAGAUUACUGGCUCGAUAUAACACCUCAGCGUUUUUUACAUGAAAUCACACCUGGAAACAUGAAAUUUAGUGUCAAAAAUGCGAAAGAUGACAGUGUGAUGGUGCUGGUGGACUGCGAUAGCUUCAUGUUCAAACUCAAAAACCCUAAAUCUCAGGAAGGUCUCGUGACACAGAAACUGAAAUCCGGAUUCAGAAAUAUAGAAGUUCAUGAAGAUGAAAUCGGUGAACCCUAUGACAUAGAAAACGCACCACCAAAUCAUCUCAUAGCGGUCUGUGGCGUAAAACGUCGAAUCACUAUGCUGAAUAUGAAAGAAGACACGGAAGAGUCGAGAAAAAUCAAAGACGUUUUCUGUCCAAUUAUGUUCAAUAAGAUGAGGGCUGAGUCUGAUGGCCCGAGUGUGGAUCGAAAGGUUCUCAAGAAGAAGAAUGCAAAGAGCAAGAAGAAGAAGAAGUGUUGUACCAUUCUUUAG